ACAGAGAUCAUAGCACUCUUAGCUGUUUAUCGGAUUUGUUCCUGUUAAGUUAAACACCUUUUUAAAAAAGGUAAACUUUAAAUCAACCUCUGUGUUUGUGGAAUAGGUUGCUAUAUUGACAGAGAUACAUUGAGUAUUUUUACUUGCAAAUACAAAUUGCAGUUUGCGUUUUACUAAUACACUACAAAAUGGCAUCAUUUUCUCAGUCUUCUAUUGAGAAGGGUUCUGAUUUCGUAUAUUUAUGUAGUGGUAGUGCCUGCAAAGACAAGAGCACUGUGAUGAAUGCUGAGGUUUACUGUGAAACGUGUGACAAGUUCUUCUGUAAGAAGUGUUGUGGCUUACAUGACCAGUUGUUUACAGGUCAUAAUGUUCUUGGAAAGGAACAUGAAAAUAAAUGGUCUGUAUCCAAAGAGAAAGACAGCACAUCACAGAAAUUGAAAGUGGACUCCAGUAGACCUCAACCAGGUAAUAAGGACCCCUCAAAGAAUCUUGUGUUGAAGAAAAUUGCAGCUUUUGAGCAGCGAGUUUCUAAGACUUCUAAAGCAGUAGAAAUGCCUGCCAAGAAACCUUCCCAGGGUCAGGAGACCAUCAGGCCAAGCAGGGACGCCUUCACAGCUGGUGCACAAGGGCACGUAUCCAGCGACAAUGUGUCUGGUAGGAGGGCAGGCUUGAAUGAUGACAAGAAAAAACCAAUGAGAGAAGGCACAUUCAGGGUACGGACUUUAUAUGGACGAAAUGUUUGCUGUAAUGAUUGUUACUGUUACACGCCCUCUACAAAGGUAGUUAUCAAAGGGGUUAUACUUGAAUCUGCAUGUUCAUCUGUCUGUCAGUUUGUCAGCAGACACAGACUUCUCCGAAACGGAUGCUGA
This is a messenger RNA of Dreissena polymorpha, 869 nucleotides long. RefSeq lists its product as uncharacterized. Gene Ontology annotation, molecular function: zinc ion binding. The record is from RefSeq and is a predicted model, not a curated record. The transcript is spliced from 4 exons. NCBI's taxonomy places the organism in Eukaryota, Metazoa, Mollusca, Bivalvia, Myida, Dreissenidae. The coding region runs from base 189 to 869 and encodes 226 amino acids.